AUGUCUUCUACGACGACUUUUGCACGCCCCUCUCCAAAGAUAUCUAUUGCCAAGCUAUCCUUCCCGGCCCCUCGGGUGCUCCUGGUCAAGAUCUCACGCCCAACAGCCCUUAACGCCAUUGCCAUUUCAGGCAGCUGGGAGCUCGCCUCGCUUUUCGAAUGGUUCGACGAGGAGCCCUCGUUAUGGGUCAGUAUCGUGACGGGGGAAGGUCGUACCUUCUCGGCAGGUGCUGAUCUGAAAGCGUGGAAUGACGAGAUCGGGUCCGGCAGCUUUGGAGAAAUGCCAUCCUCGGGCUUCGCUGGCCUUUCGCGGCGUACCGGCAAGAAGCCCGUCAUAGCUGCAGUUAACGGCAUCGCAUACGGAGGAGGCUUCGAGGCGGUGGUCAACUGCGACCUUGUCAUUGCUAGUGCUACGGCAAAAUUCUGCUUUCCAGAGGUGAAGCGCGGCGUGGCCCCCUUUGCGGGAGCAAUGCCUCGUCUCAUCCGCACGAUAGGAAAGCAGCGCGCGAUGGAAUUGAUGUUGACGGGCCGCGUGCUUCCAGCCCAGGAGGCCAAGGAAUGGGCACUUGUCAAUGUGGUCUGUCCCGAAGGACGAGAUGUGGUCGAAGAAGCUCUGAAGUGGGCAAAGAUGAUUGCCGAAAACAGUCCCGAUUCAGUCAUUGUCACCAAGCAAGGAAUCAACUGGGGCUGGGAGGGCGUUGGCGCUGAUGAAGGGACUCGCAUCAGUAAUAGCCUAUGGCAUCAUAAGCUGCUGGCUGGAGACAACAUCAAAGAAGGGUUGCAGGCGUUCGUGGAGAAGAGAAAUCCAAAGUGGACUGAUAGCAAGCUGUGA
Molecule: messenger RNA, 831 nt
Organism: Trichoderma reesei QM6a
Lineage: Eukaryota; Fungi; Ascomycota; Sordariomycetes; Hypocreales; Hypocreaceae
Exons: 2
Coding region: 1-831 (276 amino acids)
Biological process (GO): fatty acid beta-oxidation
Cellular component (GO): mitochondrion
Molecular function (GO): enoyl-CoA hydratase activity
Source: RefSeq, a predicted model, not a curated record